UUGAGUAACAUCGUGUAGCUCGAGACGACUAGACAGUUCGCUGGCCUGACUUUGGCGGACUACGUCGGAGAACUUUUCUACUGUGUGUUUAAAAGCGCGCGCUCCAACUGAAAAAAAGCUCAAAACGAAUCAAAAAUAAUUCUCAUCAAUGAAGUGGAUUACAUAAUUAUUUUGUACUUCCGAUACAAAAUCAAUUCAGUCCUAUGUAAUCUCCACUACUGAGUGUGCGGAAGCCGAAUUAAUCUUCCAGCGUGAGUGAACUGUGUGGUUUUUGUUCUGAUUAUGCUGUAGUGACCAUGCAGAACUUUAGAGUCGUACUCUGGAUACGUCCGAUUUGUGGCGAUUGUGGCUCACUCGCGUACACCGAACAGUGCAGCUAUUAGCACAAGGCAGGUGUUUCCUAGAACAUUUGCUUGGCCUACGAGAUCUGGAGAACGUCCGGAUCAACUGCAACCGACCAGCCCCGAUGGUGUAUGACGUCCAGGUGUCGCUACUAGAUAACACACUACGUCAUAAUGUCCUCGAAGCCAGCAACUCCGCUCGAACUACGACGUGCCUUUCCGGGCGAAAGCGAAAGCACUCGGAUUCCGGUGCUUUCGCCAACCCCCUUUCGCCGAUCCUAUUCGCUGCGUAUGCGCACUAGCCAGAGCUUCCAUGACUACCAACAUUACCGUUUGUGCGAGUGUGGUAGUGAAAAUAUGCAUCAUCCAACGAAUCUGUCCAGUCCUUCGUCGUCCGGCUUAAAAGUGAAAAAUUCGUACGCCAAUGGGGCCAAAUCGAACAGUCAUCAUCAUCACACAUCACCGGGCGCCUCAGCGGAGCCAUUCGGCACAGGAGACCAUCAGUCCAGCUGCAAGGAUACUUCCACCGGCGGUAGUACACUGCUACCAAAUGGAGUAAUCUGUCACGGUAACAGCGCUGGCACGACACAGUCCGGGCAAAAAUCUUCAUCCUCGCAGUCGACCCGCAAGAAUAGUUUGCAGAAAAAUGAACGGGGAAUGUCUUUAAAUCUGAUCAACUCUGGUCACAGUGCCAGUUGUAAUAGCAGCGCCCAACGAUCGCCGCGCAGGCCACAUACGCCCUGUGAUUCGGGACACAGCUCGGGACUGCACAAGAGUAGCCUCAGCCCGAAGACGCCACCGGUUUCUCCGGAAUCGCCUGUGACCAGCUACUUGGAUGACGAUCUAGACUCGCUUCACAGCUACAGCAGUUCAAUUGCAAGCGGUAUGUCGUGUGACCAUCCAUAUGUUGCACGCAACGGAACUACCUUCAGUGGUCGUAAAAUGAAAUACGUAGUGCACUGUUCGAGCCAUGCUGGUCAGACGGGGGAGGACUACCUCACCCCGACCCAGCGGGCUCAGCGUCAAAUCAGGCGACUGAAAGAGCUACUCACCCACGCCCGGAUGGAUCUUGAGCAGCGUGAUAGUGAAAUCCUAAGACUUACCAAAGAGGUUGUAGAGCUGCGGCUCUUCAAAGCGUCGCUCAGUUCCCCGGAGGAACGCUCGAACUCUAGUGAUGCCGUAACAGUACGAGAGAACACAACCAAUGAUGCGAACACCCCUAGUUCCCAGGGCAUUUCGCCGAUUGUUGAUCAAAUCGAUGAUGGAGUAAAGGCAAGCCCACGACAUCAUCUUCAUAAUCAUGGCAUCCAUCAGGUGCAAUUCAUGGACAAAAUGUCCACUUCGGAGAUGCAGAGUUCGUUUGCCGAUUCAGGCCAUUUUGAGGAUAUUACGACUUCGUCGAUUCACUCUAAGGACUCGUACGUGCACACGCAGGAUCGUGCUUGCGGAAGUGACGAGGACAUAAACGCCGAGAAGCAACGCUUGAUUGAGAUGUACGAAGCCCGCAUUGAGGAAUUGGUAAAAGAACAUCAGGCCGAGGAACAGGACAUCCGCAUGUCCAAUAAUGACCGCGUUGAGGCACUGCUUCAAAAAUUGGCUGAAUCCAAUAGCAGAUACUGUGAUCUGGUUCCUGACUAUGAGCAGGCUAAGGAGCGCAUCCGCGAGCUAGAAAAGCAGCUCGAAGAACUCCACGCGCAGCUCCAGAAUCAGGAGCACAAAGCAAACAAAAUAUAUCUGCACAUGUACGCCAAGGGUCAGAAUGGAGAAAAUUCGCAGCAUACUGAUCGUGCUAUUGAAAUGGCACGUCAAUCCCCCAGUCGGGUUUCGGUACCGGAACUGAUGCAACAACUGCAGGUGACCCAGGAGGAACUGGAGAACAUACGCAUCUCGUGUAGUAAUUCAAUACGUAGUGAGGAUACAAACUAUCAGCCAGAAAGUGGAACUUCGCAGGUUUUACUGAGCGCAAAAGAAGCAAUCUCACUUUGGCUUUUGGGCGCCCGGAAGACCAUGUACAAGCGGCUGGUAGAUGCCCAACAGACAAAGAACAAGGUCGAUCCGGAAGUUACGCUACAGUUCCUCAAGAGUGCUAUCUACUACUUUCUCACGGACAAGGAAAACUCCCAGGGUCAUUUGAACGCAAUCGAGAGCAUCCUCGGGUUUUCCGACACGGAAAAAUCCAACAUCGACAAAGCACGGACUUAUAAGUGAAUGAACACGUUCGCCCAAAUAAGGUGAAAACGAAUUGAAGAGAAUGAAAAAACAACGUUGUUAUCUUAGAUAAGAUUUUAAUGUUCAUUAUUAAAAAAGGCAAAGAAAAAAUAACAGCAAAAUACUAGGUGGUAAACUCACUUGCAAUAGUAGACAGAAUAAAAUGAAACAAAAUAUUCCAAACUUUUAUGAUAUUGUGAUUGUUUAUGUUGCUUUAUUUCUAUUAUACGAUAUUUUAAUAAGUUCCUUUUAUUUAUGGUAUACUUUACCCAAAAAUGAAGAAUAGUAAAAUUCGUUCAGCGAUUUUAACGACUGCGUGUUUAUGCUGUAGAUUACAAUAUAUUUUAACUUGGUUAACGCUAUUCAACAAUUUGGGUUCUAUUAUUCAAUAGAUUAUCUUAUCUUGAUGAGAGUAUUAUAAGCGACAUUCUCCUUCUUCUUAACCGUUUAGGUUAGGUUUUUGCAAUUAUUUAAGCAAAUGCAGAAAAAACACAUUAAAUUAUUGCAGUUGAACUUAGCUACCGACAGUGAUUACCAUAACACUAUAAGAAUUAUAUUUAUAUAUUAUCGCUUAUCACAUCUCGAUAAAAAAAAAUUAACAGAUUCGUCCAUUAGCUGUCAGGAAACUAAACCUCAAAGCAGAUUGUAGUGGCAAAACACGUUAUAAUUUUCUAGAAGUACACAUAAAUGCUAAGCGUGCUGGUUGUUUUGUAUUUAACGAGUGAUCUCAAUUUUUGGAGGCAGUCGAGCUCUCGACGUUUUGUAAACUGUUUUCAACAAAGAAAAGCCGUAAUUGACUAAGAUGUGGUUUUGUUUGUGCCGAUUGAUUGGUAUUUCCGUGGAGCACUAUUAUAUAGAGCUGUUCAUUCAUUUAAUUUCAAUUUUGUUAAAAAGUGUUUCACAAUUUUUGGUUAUUACACUUAAACGGUGCCUAGUUUAGGAAAAACUAAAAUAAUGCAAAACAUUAAUCUAUUCAGAAAUCCUUGUAACAAUGUUCGAUUCAAUGUUUUUUGCAAAAUCUUAAACAAGUAAUGAAGAUAUAAUGAAACCAAUACAAGCCUGCAAAAUGUUUCACUCGAAAGUUGCAAACAUGAAAGCUAAACUAGUUACAAAUGUAGAGAUUUGAGGAUGUGAAGAAUAGAAUAUCAAAAACGAUUAACAUCGAUGCAAGAGAGAGCGCGCUGGCAAAACAUGGAAUAUUGCAUUGAAAUGUAUCAAAUGUUGCAUACACAGCACACACCAAGAUAGGACAAUGAAAGUUAAGUAAAGAUGAAUAA
Topomyia yanbarensis is the source of this 3826-nucleotide messenger RNA. It is a transcript of the gene qtc, whose product is annotated as protein quick-to-court. NCBI's taxonomy places the organism in Eukaryota, Metazoa, Arthropoda, Insecta, Diptera, Culicidae. The coding region runs from base 516 to 2549 and encodes 677 amino acids. The transcript is spliced from 7 exons. The record is from RefSeq and is a predicted model, not a curated record.